This is a messenger RNA of Owenia fusiformis, 2759 nucleotides long. NCBI's taxonomy places the organism in Eukaryota, Metazoa, Annelida, Polychaeta, Sabellida, Oweniidae. The record is from the annotation of a GenBank genome assembly.
UCAGUACUAGAUGUUGAAUUAAUAUCCAUGAAUAUCAAGAUGUCUAAAAUAUAUUUCAUACGUUGGAUUAUACAACUUGGAUUUAUGGUUGCUAUGGUGAGAAGCCAUGGCAGGUUGCUGGACCCACCCAGCAGGUCGACCAUGUGGAGGUUUGGAUAUGACAAUCCGGUUAACUAUGACGAUAAACAGCUUUACUGUGGAGGGGUGCAGACUCAAUAUGAGAAAAAUGGCGGAAAAUGUGGCGUGUGUGGUGAUCCUUAUCAAGGUCCUUUCCAUAACGAGGCUGGUGGAAAAUACGCCAAUGGGAUCAUCGUGCAACAGUAUGAAGUGAAUGACAUCAUUAAUAUCACAGUCGAACUUUCAGCCAAUCACAAAGGAUGGUUUGAGUUCAGAAUAUGUCCCACUAACGAUCCAUAUAAAAAAGCAACGCAUGAGUGCAUGAAUAAACAUAAAUUAGAGAUUUUGGAUGAAAAAAUAUUGGCGAGAGUUUCUCGUUAUAAAGUCAGGGACCAAAUGCAGAAAAUAUUCCAAUUAAAGUUGGUAUUGCCGAAAGGUCUGAGGUGCAGUCAGUGUGUACUACAGUGGAAAUAUAACGCAGGGAACUCUUGGGGAAACGACCCUGUGACAAAUCGAGGCUGUGUAGGAUGUGGACCCCAAGAACAGUUCUACGGUUGCAGUGACAUUAGUAUAGGCAGGGAUCCAGUCACCCCUAUUCCCCCACACUUAAGAGUGACUGAUAAACCUACCACCCCUUGGUGGGAAAUAGCCGACAUUUAUGGAUCACGUGAUAGGAAUAAUCCAUAUGGGGAGACGCUGUUGGAUAUAAAGUGUGAUUGUGCUCGACAUAUGACACUAAUGAACAAAAGUAGAAACUUCAUCAUUGAACAAAAUAACAAGAUGAGGUGGGGUGUUGUGUUUCUGGUGCUGUUUGCAGUAGCUAGAGGACAAGAUGCAGAUGUGGAGGAAGAUCUAGGUUUCGAAUUGACUGACGAACAAAUUGCCCAAUGUGGUCCGACUGGUUAUUUUGCUGAUCCUGACGAUUGCUGUAGGUUCAUUCAGUGCGAUUACUACAAUGAGGGUGAUGAGAAUUUCACUGUAGGUCACAACGUUGCUUGCAUGGGGGGCUCCGUAUGGAACUCUGUGUCGUGCUCAUGCGAAGAACCAACGGAAGGCGGCUCAUGUGACCCAACCACAUGCAAUGUUCCUGAGUUUAUCGCCACCCCCUGCCCAACAGCUGGUCUUGAUGCAGAUCAAUGCUGCAUUGAUGGAACAAUUGUGAACAUAGUUAACGACACAUCCUAUUAUCUUGCAAGCGAAGGGCCCGAUUUGGUCCAGACGUGUCCAUACGAACUUCUCUUUGAUUUCAACGACUGUUGCUGCGAUGAUGAACUUUUCGAAGGUCUUCCACCCAUGUGUGACCAUUAUACCCUUGAUGACAUACCAUUUGCCGAUGAAGGUGUCAUUGCCAGUGGAGCGACUCUCAUUCAGCCAGGUGCGGCCGGGUCAGGUGGUGGUGCCGGUUUUGCAGCAGGAGCAGCUGCCGGUGCUUCUUCUGCUAAACUGCCAAGAUGGUCCAACGUUGAUUUUGGAACCGGAUUCGCUACUGGAUUUUGGGUGAAGGCUGAAGGGUCAGGAGCAUCAACGGUAUUUCACAACGGAGAUGCGGGUGGUCUUGGAGCUACUGUAUCUUUCGAAGUAACACAGACAUCUGGUGGUGGAUACGCCGUAUCUGGAGGAGUGUUUGCACAGGAUGGUGCAUCUGAUUUCUACCAGGAAACCAGUUGGUCGCAAGGUUCAUGGAACUUCGUGGGCGUGUCUUACAAUAAUGGGGAUCUGAAAGUUUAUAUAGACGAUAACGAAGCAGUUGAGGUGGUCGAAGCAGAGGAACUGGAAGAUGAGCCCGUGGUUAAAAUAUUUAAAUCGGCUGCGGAGGAAGCCAUUGAAGCUGUUGACAAUGCUGAACAAAGCGUUCGAAGAACGCUCGCUCCAAUUGGUGAAGACAGACAAGAAGAUAAGGAGAAGAUCCAGGACGUCUUAGACUGUAUUCAAGAAAUUAAAGCAGAAUUGGAAGACAAUAAGGAUUACAUUGAAGAUAUCCAACGAGGUCUAACUGAUUUCAGAUCUAAGAGGAGAGUUUACAGAAAAGCCUUCAACAAAUUCAAGAAACCCAAGAGGAGGAAUGAUGACACCCGUGACGAUCUCCAAUCGGCUCUCGGUGAUGUUGAGGCUGCCUAUAUUGAUCUAAAAGAGAAAGUCGACGAAAUCUGUGCUGCUCUCGACAAGGUUUGCAAUAUUCUUGGCAACAAAGAUAUCCUCAAACUGCUGGACUCCGGCUCAAAGAAGGAUCUAAAGAAAUUGAAAAGGAAGUUGAAGAAACUCAAAGGAAAAUUCCAAGACGACAACCCAUCUGGAGACAAAAAGUUCGGCUUACGAGCGGUAGAUGAAACAUUCCCACAAGCCCGAAGAAAUAUUGAUGAUUAUAACAGCAGUGGUAGGAAGAAGCGACAAGCUGAAGAAGACGAUGAUGAUGAAGAUGAUGAACCCGUCAAGAAAGAUAUAUUCCCAAGCAAGUUCCCAAUCACCUUGGGAGAGGACUUCAAUGGAUCUCUGGAUGAGGUGUUUGUCUGUGAUUUCCCCAUCUCCGACGACCAAAUGAAUGCCAUCAGAGAAUCCAACACGAAUCCUAUAAUGCCAAUGUCAAUGUCAUAGAUAUCUUUUGUGUAUUUAUCAAUGAUUGAAAAUAAAUUUUGAAUAAAUAA